Molecule: messenger RNA, 990 nt
Organism: Capsaspora owczarzaki ATCC 30864
Lineage: Eukaryota; Filasterea; Ministeriida; Capsasporidae
Exons: 4
Coding region: 29-940 (303 amino acids)
Source: RefSeq, a predicted model, not a curated record
CUCCAAUUUCAACUCCAAUUUUCACAAGAUGCUCACACGCGUCGCUUCAGCGCUGACAACGCGAGGGUUCUUGCAGCGACUUAGUAGAGUACACCAGAAUGCUGCUGCAACGACAACGGCACCCUCAAGCCAAUCAUCAGCAGCAGCAUGGCCCAGAUUGACGUGCGUUCAAUCUGCUGCAGCCACCUCUGCUCCACGGCCGCCGACAGCCACCAUCGCCCGAGCAUUCACGACCUCACUAGUCACUCUGCGAUCGGAUGCCAACGCCGGGUCUGGAUCGCCGCCAACGAACAGUGCUGGCUAUCUUGACCCAGCAACCACGAAUUCUACAUCUGCAAACGACAAGCACAAAAGCCCACUGUCUCCGUCGUCCCUCGUUGGAUCCAAUUCAAACUCGAGCUAUCCAUACGAACAAGGAGCAAAACCGCCGCCUGUGGCUGGUGAAUCCGAAUCCAAGUUCACGCGGCAGUACUUUUACUUUGUCGACCACCACGGUCAACUCUUCCUGGACGACGUCAAGAUUAAAAACUUUGUCACAUGUUUCAAGGACAAGGUGUUUUUGGACUUUUUCUUUCGACGAUUGCGGCGAAACACAACUGGGCUAUACACUGAGGUCUUUCCCUACGUGUCCAUGUGUGGGCGGGAGGUGAACUUUGUACGAGUAGAGGAUAGACCGAUCGUCUUUCAUUCGAUCACGGAUGAUGACAAACUCUUGUACGGAGGCAAACUCGCCGUCGACUUUCAUCCGGAACAAAUUGUCAUGUCCGCCGAGACUGCGCGCAUCUACCACCCGGCGCCGUUCGAGACGCCUGGGUUGCUGCGAUCCGCGCUCUGCAUUGAGCUCGGCAAGUCGGUUGUCUUUGAUUCCGAGACCACUGCGAUUCUGACGUACAAGGACCGCCCCGUCCAAAUCCGCGUCGUUCCACACGACUUUACCUGACCCACAAACCACUAUGCAAACAAAAAGGUCGAUCUACAUUUGAAAAUGCA